GUGGUGGUGGUGGUGGGCAUGAGGAGGAGCACCGGGGGGUGAGCGCGUGGGAACUUUCGGAUGAAGAAGCGACGCGGGGACUUUUAUUAUUCUUCUUCUUCUAUCUUCUCCAGAUUACCGAGCGAGAGCGAUUACGCGCAACGCUUCUUUUACGCUGCGCCAGCCACACGCGAGAGCAUCUUUGUUUUUUUACGAUACCAAAACUAGAAUCGCCAAGAAACCGCAGAAUCCCAGUGAGCACGGACCGAGAGGAUUCCUUCCUCUCUGCCGCUGCUGCUCAAGUCGGAAGUUUAACUCGAGUAAAGUUUUAACUCGGCUGGGAGUUUGUGCCGGCGUUGGCAGGAGGAGGAGGAGGAGGAGAGGAGGAGGAGGGGGAGGGUCAGCCGAGCCCCCAGGCAGGAGAGACACUUUUCCAGCGUUUGACUUUUGGAGACGCGCGCGGCACCGCGGGGAGCCUUGGAAGACGAACUGCGCUCGCGAACCGGGCAACAAACUUUGCGCCACAAGACAGCAAACCGCUUCGGACUACUGCAGAGCCCAUCGGGAGGGGGACGACGUCAAGCCACGGGGCCCGAGGCGGUCCGCUCCAGGUAGGGAAGCCUUUAGGGGCGUUCUGGGACUUUUGCUCGCUUCGACUCCUCGCCCGGCACCCCCCUCUCCCCUGCGCGGGGGGUUCCAUCUCUGCCUCCAUGGUCCAGCGGGGUGAACCCUAAUCCCGAGCGGAGGCGAGUCGACGACCACCGGCGACCAACACAGCAGCAGCAGGUCCCCGGCCCGUGUGCCCGCCGGCGGCUCACGCGGGAGAGUCGUAGGGAGGAGGAGGAGGGAGGAGAUGGCGCAACAUCGGACAGCCGGGCAACAUCCGUCGCGGCGACUGCUGCCCUGCCUGCUGCUGCUGCUGCUCCUGCUGCAAGCGGCGCGUUGCGUGCGCGCCAGCGCGGAGUACUGCCACGGGUGGCUGGACCCAAGCGGGACCUGGCACGACGGCUUCCCGUGCCCCGAACGAUUCGACACGGCCGAGGCGACCAUCUGCUGCGGCUCGUGCUCGCUGCGCUACUGCUGCACGGCGCCAGAGGCGAGGCUGGACCAGGGGCAGUGCCGGAACGACCGCACGGAGCCGCCGGGGGGACAGGGCAAGGAGGGCGACGCGCCACCCGGAGCCUCUGCGCUGCCCAUCUACGUGCCUUUCCUCAUCGUCGGAGCCAUCUUCGUGGCGUUCAUCCUCGUGGGCUCCCUCAUCGCCGUGUGCUGCUGCCGCUGCCUGCGCCCCAAGCGCCAGGCGGCGCAGAGCCGCCAGGCCGCCCAGUCGCGCCUCCUCGAGACGCUGCCCAUGAUACCCGGGGCAGCUCCGGGCUCCGUGGCCGGGGCAGCCGGCCACGGCGCCGGAGCUGGUUUUGCGAGAGCCCCCUCUCGCCAAUCCAGCAGCGCCACCAGUUCCACGUCCAACGGCGCCCCCAACGCGCCCGGGAUGACCGCCAACGCGCCCGCGGCGUCCUACAAGGCUCAAGGAGGCGGGCAGAUGCCCGGGCAGCAGCAGCAGCAUCAUCAGCUGAACUUCAAGAUGCCGGUCGGGCCAGGCAGAGCGCAAACCGGGGGACACAUCGCCCCUGGUGGUGCCGCGAUGAUGCUCAAGGCUCCCGCUCUGUGCGCCUCCUCUGCGCAAGUGGCCGGGCGAGCUGGCCCCGUGGACACGGUGAACACUUACUACAGCUACCCCUACGGGUACCCGUUCCACGCGGCGCACCAUCACCACCACCAGCAGCAGCAACAGCAGCAGCAGCAGCAAUUUCAUCAUCACCAGCAGCAGCAGCAAGCGGCAGCGGCCGCGGGAUUGUUCAUGCGGCCCCAGCAGUACGUGAUCUACUCGGUGCAGGGCGAGUACGGCCAGGCGCACGCGCAGGCGCACGCGCAGGCUCAGGCGCAAGCUCAGGCGCAAGCUCAGGCGCAGGCGUACGCCAUGCACGGACACGCGCCGCACGGACACGCGCACUCCGCGAGCGAGGCCGGGAUCCGGCCCGCUCUGGGAGCUCCAGCGCCGAGCGACGCAGCGCGGGUAGCGGCCCAGCAGCAGCAGCAGCUCGCGGCCACCGCGGCGGCGGCGGCGGCGACCCAGGCUCCGGCGCCGGGGACCGUUCCCGCGGCCGGAGAAGCCGCGCAGGGCCCCGGGGGGACGGCCAACGGCCCCGCGCCAGAGGCCAAUGGCCUGGGUCAAGCGGCGGCGGCGGCGGCGGCGGCGGGCUCGGCGCCCCCGCGGCACAGCGGAGCGCCGAGCCAGGAAGAGGGCGGCGUGGCCCCGGCUCACAUGUGCGUCUGAAGCGCGCGCGAGCGCACGUCCCCGCGGAUGGCGGUGGGAGUUGUGGGGGGAAGACGGAGAUUGACGACGCGGGUCUUCGACAGUCGCCGAGGUGAAGAGAAUGAACGCCCAACCGGACGAUGGACACGCCUCCCCAAGUGUGCUUCUGGCCCGCGAAGUGAACGUUGCCAGACUCCACGCCCGAAACGUGUGAUUUGCGCAAGUCGCUCUGUCGUUUCAUCGUCAUCAUCAUCAGCAGUAGCAGCCAUGGGCAAUCCACUGCUGGAUUAUGGCCUCCCUACGUGGUCACCUCCUGUCACGAUCCUGAGAUGUAAUUAUAAUGAUAGUAAUCCAGCUAUAGUACCUGGCCGCACACGCGGUGAUUCCUCCGUCCCAUCAUCUCCCGGUGAGAUGCAGCUCUUAAUUUCAUGUCCAGUGUUUUUUUUGCGCAUUCGCAUCACGGGUUCAGAAGCGUGCCACGUGCACAGCAUCGGAACGAGGUGAUGUGGUCCAUUGAUGACGAGUCACGGGUGUGUGCGUGUUUCUUUUGUUCAUGCGUGCCUCAUCAGGUUCAAGUUAAUUCUCACCAUAUCUAAAGGUGUGCGCCCACGCUCGGGCAAUGGCUUGGAUUCUGUCCGGAUUUGUACCUGUAGGAUUGUGUCGUUAAAUCCGGGUCCACGUAUCCAUCCGUGCCUCAUCGGUUCCACGAGGAAUCGAAGCGGAAGUUUAAAGUGGCACACCAAUUUAAUGAAUUCGGCAGUUUAGUGUUCUCCAAAAAUGUUAGAUUUCAGCAGCAACAUUGUUACUGCUUCCUUCUCGAGUACUCCGUUUUCACCGUCACUCCAUAUGCAUGUUAUAAAUUAUAAGUCGGCGUACGUUUGCUGAACUUUAUUACGAACGUAGCAAAUAUCUGCACGCCGGCUUUUUUUCUUAAACCACAAAAAGCGAGCGAGCGAGCGAGCGCGAGAGAAGAUGUCUCUAUUAAACCAAGCGAGUUGGGUCUGUCGGGCGACCACCAAUCCGCGAUAAUUAGGCCGCAUUAAUACUCGCCGCGAGUAUUGGUGCGGCUGGAGGCUGAUAUAUUGCCAUUUAUUUUGUACUAAGUACAUAUAUUACUGUACAGUCGUUUCGAGCAAUUGUCUAUUCUCGCCAACAUUAAAAAUCAGCUUACGCAGCACCAACAACAACCAUUCCUUACAAUUAAGAUUAUACAAUUAUACAGACGCGGAGGGGAGGGGAGGGGAGAUUAUAAUGACAAGAUCUUGCGCUCUUGUGUGGUUUUUUAAAUAAUAAUUUUAAAAAAGCGGUCUCGUUUUGUCAUUAGGCAAUGCCUAAUGUACACCGGGGGCACAAGGUGACAUCAGUUUUAUUUAUAUAUAUUUUAAAACGUUCACUAUGUAAUGCCCCUGCAAUUCUGCAUCGCCUUUACUCGCUGAUACGCACACACAUACACGCAGAGAAUAGUUAAUUGUGUUCACGUGCAGGGCCCCUGCAUACUCAUUAAACCGCUUGGGAUUUACUCUUGAAUAGCAAAUGUAGAAUUUAAUGAUAUUUAAAGGCCUCUUCUGCCCCAUUACAAUGGCCCGUUAUUGUUCACGUGAGUCUCUUAAUGGUUUUAAAUAGCGCUUACGUAAUUGUGGCUGUCUCUAGCCCCUGACACUCGUGACUUGUUUUAGCCAUUACCGAUAAAGAUGUGUUUUUUUUAAGAAACCCACAGAAUUGUUUAUCAUAAAUUAAGUGCUUAUAUGCUGUGCGCUGCGGGGCUUCAUUUAAAUCGGAGGUGUCUGGGGCUGAGCUCAGGAAAAAAAACAUUUACUCCGCACCCGAUAUCACCGUUUGGGAGGUGCUGGAAAAAUAUUCCAAGAGAAAUGAGGCCUUGGCCAUGUGCAUGGAGAAUUGAAAAAAGAGCGAGGGCCAUGUUUUGAAAAUUAAACGCCAGAAAAAAUGAUCCAACAUUACGUUUACUGUGGCCCCAGUGUACUGCCCCUAUUGUCAACCGAGGGCCUCCGCAUGUGGUUACAAGUCGUGGUUGGCUUAAUUGACCAUACUUCACCACGCUGGUCCAGUGCGAGUUGGUGGUCGCACAUCCAAACGCGCUCGGCUCAACUCUGCUUAGCGGUGCCCACGAUCCAACGACAUUGGGAGCGCAAUUCAGGUGAUUUGGAGCGGCUUAUUGCCAUGAAAAUGCGUUGUUUUUUAAAUAAAAAUCCAUGAAAUCGGUCAGUGUUGCUAUAAACUUAUGAACGCCACUAGCACGGUGCAAUGUGCAACAACCUCGAGAUACGGCAAUCCAGAGCAGUACUUUGUAAAAUUAACUGUACAUUGAUAACACACAAACCAUGGACAUAUUAAACAUUUGGGUGUGCAUAAAGACGUGUAGCCUUCACAGUCUGUGGGGGCAAGUGCUGUUAGCGAGCGAAUAGAUCAAUCUUUCUAUUCGCUCCCGGCCGCCUUACACACACACCUUACACACACACACGCCUUAUUCACACGCACACACGCCGGUUAAUGCUGUGUUAAUGGCUGUGACGAGUCACGUGUGUUUCACAGCCGAUGCUACGUUUAUGUCUGCACUACAAUAUUGUAAAAAGCUUUCGUAAUUAUUCAUACGGUGCCAAUGUUUCUGAACUGAAAUCGUCAUUACUUGUUACUGUACAACAACCAUGUUUUUACAAAAUAAA
This is a messenger RNA of Lethenteron reissneri (Far Eastern brook lamprey), 4974 nucleotides long. RefSeq names its product spidroin-2-like. NCBI's taxonomy places the organism in Eukaryota, Metazoa, Chordata, Hyperoartia, Petromyzontiformes, Petromyzontidae. The record is from RefSeq and is a predicted model, not a curated record.